UAUGGUGUUGCUUGGAAUAAGAUAUAGUAAGCAUGGAGUAUAGACUUGUGCAUGAAAUGCCCCAGUGGUUCAUAUUUUGUAGCUGAUGGCAAAGUAUCCUUUGAGACCCUAUGCUGGAGGAAGUAAUCUGUAUCUUCAUGUGUAUUAAAUUAUGAAUUACAUUUUUGCCAGUAAGCCCAAAUUUUAUUGAGGAUUUUUCUUUCCCUUCCUUGAACAAUAAAAUACUGUUUUCAUCUGCUGCUACCAUGGUAAUUACUUGUUAUACAGCAGAUUAUAAAAAUAUUCAGCAUUUGGUUGGAUCACAGACUUUGACAUUUUGGUUACUUUAAAAAACAAACUUCUUUACAGAUCAGAAAAAAAAACUUGUCAUCGUUGUUACAUACAGUAUUUUCUUCUUUUACUUUCUAAACUGGAAGAUGCUCUAUUUCAAGUAGUUGAAAUGUUCAGUACAAUCAGCAAUAAAUAUCACUGUGUAAAUAUCAGCAGUAAAUAUCCUUGUGUAAAUUCCACAUGGGAUAAAAGUAGUGCUGUGCAGAUUCUAGUUCCCCAUGUUUGCUAUUACUUAACACUUUUAUUUGCACUGGUUAAAUCAGUAUUUUUAUUUAAUCUUGGAAUGUAUCAAAUGGACUUUUAUUCAGCCCCUUUCAAUGCUAGUAGCAAACUUCCUACUGAAUACAGAAUGCUUUGUAUAGGCUGUCUUAUUUUAUUUGGGUAAGUUUUAUGGAAGUAAAAGCAGAUUAAAACCAUUUUUUAGGAUAGAAAAGGGAAACAUAAAAUACAGUGAAACUUUGCUACCCUUUGUGCUGCGCAGUCUGUCUUGUUAAUAAUUCCACUAAUAUUGCUUUUACUUAAUUUAAUGCUGAUUGCCUUUAACAUUUACUAAACAGUUUUGAAAAUUACUGUAGCUUAGCCUGAGACGUUUGUGAUUAGCUGCACCAAUUUGAAAUGGCCAGUUUGGAUGAUGACAGAUCCUCCUCUGCUCAUGCUUUUUUAGAAUUUGAGGGUCACAGAUUGUCUGGUUCCAUUUAUGAGCCACUUAAAAGUAUUAACCUUCUAAAACCAGAAGGGCAAAGUCUAUGGGAUAAAUUAGAUCAUUAUUACAGAAUUGUGAAAUCAACACUGCUGCUUCAUCAAAGCCCAACCACAGGUCUAUUUCCUACAAAGACCUAUGGAGACAACCAGAAGGCAAAAGUGCACGAUAACCUUUACUGUGCUGCAUGUGCCUGGGCGUUAGCCCUUGCUUACAGGCGUAUUGAUGAUGACAAAGGAAGGACUCAUGAACUAGAGCAUUCUGCUAUAAAGUGUAUGAGAGGAAUUCUCUACUGCUACAUGCGUCAGGCUGAUAAGGUUCAGCAGUUUAAACAAGACCCCAAACCAUCUGCAUGCCUUCAUUCUGUAUUUGGUGCACACACUGGAGAUGAGGUCCUUUCACAUAAGGAAUACGGUCACCUUCAGAUAAAUGCUGUGUCAUUAUUCCUCCUGUAUUUGGUUGAGAUGAUCUCUUCAGGCCUGCAGAUUAUCUACAACACCGAUGAGGUGUCCUUCAUUCAAAAUCUGGUGUUUUGUGUGGAAAGAGCGUAUCGUGUACCAGAUUUUGGUAUCUGGGAAAGAGGAAGUAAAUACAACAAUGGCACUACAGAGCUGCAUUCAAGCUCUGUGGGACUGGCAAAAGCAGCUUUAGAAGCAAUUAAUGGUUUCAAUCUCUUCGGAAAUCAGGGCUGCUCAUGGUCUGUUAUAUUUGUGGAUUUUGAUGCCCACAACCGGAACAGGCAGACUCUCUGCUCUUUGCUGCCCCGAGAGUCAAGGUCUCAUAAUACUGACGCAGCACUUUUGCCCUGUCUAAGUUACCCUGCGUUUGCUUUGGAUGAUGAGGUUUUGUUCAGUCAAACACUAGAUAAAAUUGUUAGAAAAUUGAAAGGAAAAUAUGGGUUUAAAAGAUUUCUAAGAGAUGGCUACAGAACUGCACUGGAGGACAAAACACGACGUUAUUAUAAACCUGCAGAAAUUAAGCUUUUUGAUGGCAUUGAGUGUGAAUUCCCUCUGUUUUUUAUUUACAUGAUAAUUGAUGGAGUUUUUAGAGGAAAUCCUGCACAAGUAAAGGAAUAUCAGGAUCUUUUGGAUCCUUUGCUUCAACAUACAUCUGAAGGGUGUCCUGUUGUACCCAAGUAUUACUAUGUGCCACAUGAUUUUGUUGAACUGGAAAAGAAGAACCCUGGCAGUCAGAGACGUUUUCCUAGUAACAACGGACGUGAUGGAAAGUUUUUCUUGUGGGGGCAGGCAGUUUACAUCAUUGCAAAACUCCUGGCUGACAAGUUAGUAAGUCCUAAAGACCUUGACCCUGUCGGACGUUAUGUGCCUCCCCAAGACCAGCGGAAUGUUAGCAUGAGAUUUUCAAAUCAGGGUCCUUUAGAAAAUGAUCUGGUAGUACAUGUGGCUCUGAUAGCAGAAAGUCAACGCCUACAAGUUUUUCUGAACACAUAUGGAAUCUUAACUCAGACUCCCCAGCAGGUGGAACCAAUUCAGAUAUGGGCUCAAAAAGAACUUGUCAAAGCUUACUUCCAUUUGGGAGUCAAUGACAAAUUGGGAUUAUCUGGAAGACCAGACAGGCCUAUAGGAUGCCUUGGAACAUCAAAGAUUUAUCGAAUACUAGGAAAGACUGUAGUCUGCUACUCCAUCAUUUUUGACCUAAGUGAUUUCUACAUGUCUCAGGAUGUUAUGAUGUUGAUCGAUGACAUUAAGAAUGCACUGCAGUUCAUCAAGCAGUACUGGAAAAUGCAUGGUCGUCCACUCUUUGUUGUACUUAUCCGUGAAGACAAUAUAAGAGGGAGCAGAUUCAAUCCAAUAUUAGAUAUGUUGGCAGCCUUUAGAAAGGGAAAUGUUGGAGGAGUAAAAGUUCAUGUUGACAGAGUACAGACAUUAAUAUCUGGAGCAGUUGUUGAACAACUUGACUUCCUAAGAAUUGCUGAAACAGAAGAGGCUCCUGUAUUUAGGAGUUUGGAGGAGCUUGAUCUACCAAAACAUUCAAAAGUCAAGAGACAGUCUAGUACUCCAAAUGCAUCUGAACUGGAGCAGCAACCGGAUUUAAAUAUUAACGACUGGAAAAACAAGUCAACAUAUGAGAUCCUGCAGAAACUUACUGAUUGCAAUUGCCUAGCAAGUCAGGCAUUACUCGCAAGUAUAUUGCUUAAGAGGGAAGGCCCCAAUUUCAUCACCAAGGAAGGUACUGUUGCUGAGCAUAUUGAAAGAAUCUAUAGACGAGCUGGCAGCAAAAAGCUCUGGUCUGUUGUGCGCUUCGCAGCAAGUCUUUUAGGUAAACUAGUGGACAGCCUUGCACCAUCUAUUACUAAUGUUUUAGUUCAGGGCAAGCAGGUGACACUUGGAGCUUUUGGCCAAGAGGAAGUAGUUAUUUCUAAUCCCUUAUCCCCGGGAGAGAUUAAGAAUAUCAUCUAUGAAAAGUGUCAUUUACAAGAUGAAAGAGAAGCUGUAGUUCAGCAGGAACUUGUCAUACACAUUGGCUGGAUCAUCUCAAAUUCACCUGAACUUUUCAGUGGUAUGCUGAAGAUACGGAUUGGAUGGAUUAUCCAUGCUAUGAAGCACGAGUUGAAAAUCCGUGCGGGGGAUAUGCCACCCAGGGACUUGUACCAGAUGUCCCCUAGUGAAGUGAAACAGCUUCUGCUGGAUAUUCUUCAACCACAGCAGCAGGGGAGAAGCUGGCUAAACAGAAGACAGCUAGAUGGUUCUCUCAAUCGAACUCCUGCUGGAUUCUAUGAUAGAGUGUGGCAGAUCUUGGAGAGAACCCCCAACGGUUUAAUUGUGGCAGGGAAGCUUUUACCACAGCAACCAACCUUAUCGGAUAUGACAAUGUAUGAAAGGAAUUUUUCCCUUCUGGUUGAAGAUAUGCUGCAAAACAUCGACCAGCCAGAAUACAGGCAAAUUAUUGUAGAGUUGCUGAUGGUUAUAUCUGUCAUUUUGGAGAGAAAUCCUGAGCUAGAGUUCCAGGACAAAGUGGACCUAGACAAAGUGGUGCAAGAAGCAUUUCAUGACUUUCAGAAAGAUCACAGCGGUCCAAAGGGAACUGAAAAACAACACAACAUGACUGCAUUCUACAACACUCAUCCAACUGGGAAAAAGGGAACAUGUAGCUUUUUAAGUAAGGCUGUGAUCACUUUAUUGCUGGAAGGGGAAAUGAAAUCAAGCAAUGACGAUCCUUGUACCAUUAGCUAAAGCUUGAAACAUACAGGAUUUUUUGCUUUAUUUAGUGUUCCAGGUAUUCUUCAUGCAUAUAUUAAAAAAGCAUUCUGAAGAGUAACCCGGGCUGGUAAUACAAAUCCUUUGCUGAUGGAAAUGCCAUUAAAGAUACUAAGUGCCACCUAAUUUUUUUCCUUUCUAAACUAUGCAGAAUGAGAGAGGAAGUGGUUAGAUUAAGCAGAAUGGAAUUAUAUUUAUGAUCUCACAUUAUGCAUUUCACCUAGUUGGUAACUUCAAAAGAAAUGAGAUUUUGUCUUUAUACCUCUAUUUAUGAUUGCAAACAAGUUUAUUGUAUAUUCUAAAUGAAAUUGAGAAAACACCACAAUAAACAUGCAUGCCAAUCACUGGAAGCAUGAAAAUUGCUUUUUAUGUGGAGGUGAAGGUCAAACAGUUAUGCUGUAAUGUGAACUGUUUAAAAAAAGUUUAGGUAUGUUUCAAAAAUUACUAGUUGAUAGAAUGAAGCCUGCAUAUCAAGUUAUCUAAAUGAGCCACUUUAUCUCUAGCAAUAAAUAUCGCUGCAUUUUCCAACUGUUUAAACAUCUCUAAGUUAAUAAAGGAAGCAUGAUAACAAGAUAUAUUUGUUUAUAAAAAAGGAAUCCAAGCUGUAUUUAAAAUCAGCAUUAAUGAAGAUGAAAUAUUAUAUCAUAUAAGCAUUAAAAAAUUCAUGUUACACUUAUGUCCUAAAUGUGUGGAAAGACUGUGUGCUAUAUUUUUGGCAAAAAUGAUGAAAAGCAAAUGCUUGUUAAAAACUCUGUCAAUAAAAAUACUUUAAGCUA
This is a messenger RNA of Pogoniulus pusillus (Red-fronted tinkerbird), 5024 nucleotides long. It is a transcript of the gene PHKB, whose product is annotated as phosphorylase kinase regulatory subunit beta. The record is from RefSeq and is a predicted model, not a curated record. The coding region runs from base 946 to 4224 and encodes 1092 amino acids. Gene Ontology annotation, cellular component: phosphorylase kinase complex. Gene Ontology annotation, biological process: glycogen metabolic process. Gene Ontology annotation, molecular function: calmodulin binding. Lineage: Eukaryota; Metazoa; Chordata; Aves; Piciformes; Lybiidae. The transcript is spliced from 32 exons.